Messenger RNA from Sardina pilchardus (European sardine), 1876 nucleotides. RefSeq lists its product as uncharacterized. Gene Ontology annotation, cellular component: membrane. Lineage: Eukaryota; Metazoa; Chordata; Actinopteri; Clupeiformes; Clupeidae. The record is from RefSeq and is a predicted model, not a curated record. The transcript has 3 exons. Bases 577 to 1647 code for a protein of 356 amino acids. Gene Ontology annotation, molecular function: alpha-(1->3)-fucosyltransferase activity.
CACGCGGAUGCUUGCAAAGUAGCCUAUACAGUACGGCCACUUCCUACAUGGUGACAUAUGAUUAUAAUAUGACAACCUAACAUUAGCCUACAUGGAACUUUAAUUGUGAAGAGGACAUAACAUCCGUAAUUUGAGUGGUUCAGACCACACCCAGCCACAGUCUCUUUUGUGGGUCAAAGGUCUUCUCAAUGCCAUUGGAACAUAUUCUACGAGUGUGAUGGCAUCUACUGGAACCCCCAAAAAGUGCAUCUCCCCCUUGUGACAGGCAAUAAAUCACAUGCAGUCAGACCGAUGGGGCACUCUCUUGGGCAGUAGGACAACACAGGACAAAGGCAAACACAGGACAGUGGCCGCUACAGAUCUGCCAGCUUGCCAUUUUCCACACUCAUUUUGAACCCCUCUUGUCACUCAGCUGCAGUGCACCGAUGAGCUAACUCAGUGCCCUGAGCAAUCUUCAGGGUUGUUCUGAGCAUAUGGUUUGAUUUAAAACACAUAUCAAUUAUUAUUACCUCUGCCAAGGAGGUAAUGUUUUCAUCUGAGUUUGUUUUGUCUGUUUGUUAGCAAAAUACAUAUAAUAUGUUUUCGCUUGGCGGAGGUCUGCGCUCUUGGAGUGCUUUUGUAAUUUUGGUCAUAGUUUUACCUAUAAUAUUCUACAUGUAUCAAUGGAAAGAUACGUCAGCACAUCAGAUACUUGAAGUGGUCCACUCUACUAAGGAGAAAAGUGCAAAUGAAACUGUCACCACCCUCCUCAUAUGGUUUUGGCCUUUUAAGACAAAAUUUGACCUGAACUCUUGUGCAUCAAAAUAUCAAAUCAAUGGCUGUCAUCUCACUGAUGACAGGAAUCUGUAUUCCAUCGCUGACGGAGUGCUCAUCCAUCACAGAGACAUUGAUGAUAAUAUGUCAAAUCUUCCCAAUCUGCCACGUCCUUCCUUCCAAAAAUGGAUAUGGAUGCUCUUUGAGUCUCCCCAGAAUUCAAAAAGAAUUGCAGGGCUGGACAAUUUGUUCAAUGUCACCAUGAGCUACCGGAGGGACGCUGACAUUACUGUGCGUGAGCAGCUGCAGCGUAAAACUAAAGACACUGAGGAGCCCACUCCUGUCAAAAGCAAAAAAACAAACACUGUUUGCUGGAUUGUAAGCAACUGGAAUAAGAAUCACGCUCGAGUGAAAUAUUACAACAAACUUAAGGAGCACAUUGAAGUUGAGACGUUUGGGAGUGGUGUUAACCGUGUGCUUAGUAAUGCGGAGUACACCCAGACAAUAGAAAGCUGCAAGUUCUAUCUCUCUUUUGAGAAUACACUUGAGAGUUCUGACCACACAGCAAUUGACUACAUGACUGAGAAACUGUACAGUCCACUCCGCUGGGGGACAGUGCCCGUUGUUUUAGGGCCACCUAGAGAAUCCUAUGAGAGGUUCAUACCACGAGAUGCCUUCAUUCAUGUUGAUGACUUCAAUAGCCCCAAAGAGCUGGCAGACUAUCUGCGCGGGGUAAACGAGACCGAAUAUCACCAAUUCUUCAACUGGCGAAAACAGUUCAGAGUGACUGGUGUCAACUUUGCACAGGAGCAUGCAUGUCGGGCAUGCCAGUAUAUCCGGGAGAGAAAAAGCUACCAAGUUUUCACAAAUCUCAACAAAUGGUACUGGGGAUAAGGACUACUGUGAUGAAAACCUACUCCUACUGAUAUACACUGGGUCAUCACUUUUAAGUGUUAGUCAUCAUAACACUGUGGGGUUAUUGCAUAAUGCUCUGGUAAUUUUAUGAAAAUACUAAAUACUACUUUGCAUUUGUAAAUACUAUUUGCAUCAUUUUCAGGCUACAAUGUUUUAUGGUGGAGGUGAAGGAUUACUGUAACAGCAUGCAUAAACUCCAAAGAGUUAC